Messenger RNA from Rotaria sp. Silwood2, 396 nucleotides. The record is from the annotation of a GenBank genome assembly. Lineage: Eukaryota; Metazoa; Rotifera; Eurotatoria; Philodinida; Philodinidae.
AUGAAUGAAACAACAAUAGACGACACACUUCUUACCAAUAAAAUAUCAGUUACAACUUAUAAUCCAUCGUUAGUACGUGCAGUAUUGAUGCCUGCUACAUCAACAUCACUAUUAGCUAAAAGCCCAUGGUAUCGACAAAAAUUCGAAAUAUUUCGCGAUGUAAUUGAAGAAAAAGUACGUGAUGCAUAUCCUGAGUUGCCAGAGACGUACAAAUUACAACCUGCAAAUAUUGAAUAUUCAACUAUGAAAGGAUAUGACCUUGACUUUUUCAUCAAGUUACAUGAUGGACGAAGUACAGUUGUAUCCAUUUCUUAUGGUAGUGGUUCGCGACCUCCAUAUACCAAGGAAGAACGUCGUAAAUUAGUCAUUAUUCAUCAAAAUACGGUAUCCAAUUAG